This is a messenger RNA of Leptopilina boulardi, 751 nucleotides long. RefSeq lists its product as uncharacterized. The coding region runs from base 171 to 506 and encodes 111 amino acids. The record is from RefSeq and is a predicted model, not a curated record. The transcript is spliced from 2 exons. Lineage: Eukaryota; Metazoa; Arthropoda; Insecta; Hymenoptera; Figitidae.
AUCUUAUAUCAUCAGUGUUAUUGUGAACGUCAUGAAAAUCACAUUUUAAAACUAUCGAUUCAUAGAAUAAUUUGUUUAAGUGUACGUAUUUAAAAAAACAAAAAAUUAAUUAACAUUUCUUAAAAAAAUAAUUAGUGACAAAAAAUAAUUGUUUUAAAAAAUAUUUUACCAUGAGUGGAACACGAGCUAUUAUUUUCUGUUUGGCUAUUUUUCCAACAAUCAUUGUUUAUUGCAAUUCAUUCAGUUUUAUCGACAUUGUACAAAAUCCUAAUCUUGUUAAAAAUCACUUGGCUUGCAUUGAAGGAUUAAAAGAAUGUAGUCCGAUGGAAAACAAAAACAAAGAAUUAUUUUUCAAAUAUGCGAUAAACAAUUGCCAGGACUGUACACCAGAUGAACGUAACAAGAUACAAGUAUUAGUGUGGUUUUUGGAGAAAUAUUAUCCAACAGUGUACGCCGACCUUCAAAAUCUCGCAUCAAAAUUAGCUUCGUCAUACCAACAAUAUUAAACUUUACUUAUAUUGUCGAAAAAAAAGAAAAUUUUUUUAUAUAGAAAGAACAAAAAUUACUUUUAAAUGUAUAUAUGAAAAAAAAAUGAAAUUUUAAAAACAAAACCAAUGUUAUUUCAUUACAAAACUUUUGUAUAAUACUUGAAAGAAAAUUAAUUAUAUUGUAUAACAUCUUUUAUUUAUUCUAAAAUUAAAAAAUAUUCUCUAGAAAAAGAAAUUAAAUAAAAAAAUUUUUAAAAAUUAAA